AUAUAAUAUUAUAAAGAAUAAACAUUUUUAUAUAUCGAAAUUUAGCAAUUUCCUUAUGUUUAACAUCCUUGAUUCUUUAGAUAUUAAUUAUCUAUCACUUAUUUUCACUCUCAUUUUGGCAUCAUUAAUUAUUUACGGUUUAAUUCCAGUUAUAAAACUAUUCCGUUGCGGCCACAAACACCCUUUUCCUUUACCAUUCUUGGGUACCAUCAUAUGGGCAUAUAUUAAUGGCAUUCAAAAAUGUCAGAUAGACUGGAAUCGUAAGUAUGGACAAUUUUACGCCUUGGCUCAAGGCCAAACUUUUGUUCUGGUGGUGAGCAAUCCUAAUUACCUCAAGGAUAUAUUGGUAAAAAGUUUUUCAAAUUUUUCUAACCGAAGAUUUUUUGAAAUGCCUAAUAAAUUUUUUCGUAAAUCAUUGUUCGUGAUUAAAGACGAAGAAUGGAGCAUGUCACGGAAAUUCAUAUUACCUACUUUUACCUGUCAUAAAAUGAAAUUCAAUAUGUUUCCGUUACUUUCUAAAUGUGCCUCUAAGAUGGUCUAUCACUUAAAAAACUCAAUAAAUGGCGAUCUAAACUCUAUCCAUAGCAAUAAGAAUUGUGAUGGUAAAGAAACUACAAUAGUCCAAACCAAAGACAUUUUUGGUUGUUACGCUAUGGAUGUAAUCGCUUCUACCUCAUUUGGAUUGGAUAUAGACUCCCGCAAAGAAAAUAAUCAUGCUUUCGUCAGAAAUGUAAGAAAGGCUUUCGAUUUUGAUAUAACGACACCAAUACUUGCCCUGAUAGCCAUUUUUCCAUUCAUAAUCCCUGUAUUGAAUUACUUCGAAAUAUCGUUCAUUAAAGAAGCUUCAAUGCAGUUCUUUGCUGAUAUCGUUGAAAGUACCAUAGAGGAGCGUAAAAAGUUUAAUAUUAAAAGAAAUGAUUAUUUGCAAUUGUUCAUGGACACUCAUGAUAAUUUAAAUCAAUCUAACACAAAUAGUAAUAAUAAUGGAUGUAAAAAGAACAUCCAUAAAGUUUCGGAUGAUAUGCUGACCAUGAAAGAAGAGGACAGCAUUGAAACUAAAAAGCUUGAACAGAAUUUAUUAACCACUAAAGAGGAGUACAUUUCUAUGGCAUUAAUGUUUUUCGUAGCUGGAUAUGAGUCACCCUCAAAUGCUCUAUGUUGGAUAGCUCGCACUUUAGCCGGUCAUCCUGAGAUUCAAGAGACUUUAAGACAGGAAAUAAAGCGAAAGAUUAAUCAAAAAUAUAGAAGCUUUAGCCCUGAUCUCUUAAAUUAUGAUGAUAUUAUGAGCCUAAAGUAUAUGGAUCAGGUUAUUAAAGAGGUUCUUAGGUUACAUCCUCCAGCAAUAUUUUUUGAUAGGGUGGCAUCUGAAGAUUAUUAUUUGGAGGACAAAUUAAUUAAAAAGGGUACUGUUAUUGAAGUACCUGUUUAUGCAUUGCACCGAGAUGGAAAUAUAUGGGCAUUUCCCGACAAAUUUGAUCCGGACAGAUUUGAUCUAAAGGACACAACUAUGGAAGAUCGAUAUUGCUAUAUGCCCUUCGGUAUGGGUCCUAGAAAUUGCAUAGGUUCACGUUUUGCAAUGCUGGAAAUGAAAGUGGGCCUAACAUUAAUUCUAGGGUCGAACAUACAAUUCGUUUUAGCACCUGGAGACAUUAAUUCUGAUUUAAAUCACGACAACACCAAAUUUAGUAAUAAUCUUAUAAACUUUCCUAAAAAUGGAAUUAAAGUUGGAAUAAGAUAUAUGGAAAAUAAUGAUUUAUAAAUUUUAACCCUUUUAUACUAUAAAUAUUUCGAUUUUUUAAAAAUUUAUGUAAAAAUUGUUAACAUUUAAAAACGAAUUACAGUAUCAUCAUAUGAUUAUUUUUUUUUUGAAUUUACAAUAUAGCUGUAGUAGUUCUUAAAUACUUGUUUAUUUUAGAUUAAUGAAGUGUAAACUUUUAUAAAUUUUUUAACUUUUAUAAUCGUAGAACCAUAUUAAACUAAGUUAUAUAUUAUUUUAUAAAGAUUUUAAUAUAGUUGGUACCAGGAUUUCUAGAAUAUAUUCGCACUAAUGAUUUCAUUUUUCGAACGAUGUAGUUUUAAUGUAUUUUUAAAUAUGUUAUUUUAUUUAUCAUUAUAUACAAAAAAAACCUAUAAGGUGAUGACCUAUAUUACCUACCGUAUUUUGGAUUUGUAUUCAGGAUUUUUUAUUUCAUAAGC
Molecule: messenger RNA, 2196 nt
Organism: Gordionus sp. m RMFG-2023
Lineage: Eukaryota; Metazoa; Nematomorpha; Gordioida; Chordodea; Parachordodidae
Product: cytochrome P450 3A13-like
Exons: 5
Coding region: 56-1759 (567 amino acids)
Molecular function (GO): iron ion binding; steroid hydroxylase activity; oxidoreductase activity, acting on paired donors, with incorporation or reduction of molecular oxygen
Source: RefSeq, a predicted model, not a curated record